Metarhizium brunneum ARSEF 3297 is the source of this 1509-nucleotide messenger RNA. RefSeq lists its product as uncharacterized. Gene Ontology annotation, molecular function: oxidoreductase activity. The record is from RefSeq and is a predicted model, not a curated record. Lineage: Eukaryota; Fungi; Ascomycota; Sordariomycetes; Hypocreales; Clavicipitaceae.
AUGAACCAGCGACAGCGGCAGGGCGAGGCGACAGAUGGCUCCAGUCGUAAAAGUCGUGUCGCCAUCAUUGGGACUGGAUUAGCUGGGCUAACGACUGCCUAUCUUGUCCACCAUGAUGAGCGAAAGCGGUACGGCGUGACGCUUUUUGAACAGGCAGACACGCUAUCGCUCGACGCCGCAUCUAUCACGCUCAGCAAUGCAAAGACGGGCAAAAAUGAGCGCGUGGACGUUCCACCGCGUAGCUUUUGCAAAGGCUACUACAACAACCUUUGUCGCAUGUACGAGCACCUAGGUAUUGGCUUUCAACGGAUCCGCCUCGUCUGGGUCUACACAAAGGCCUCUGCGACAUCACAAUAUGAGCCGCCACCCGAACCAAGAGAUGCAGAGACGAUACCGGACUCCUACUUCGUCUAUAACAGGAGGCUGCACGAACUUUUGCUGUUAUCACCAAAUUUCUGGCACAGCUCCCUGCGGCAGAUCCUCCAAACGUUUUAUCUGGCGAUAUGCCACAUGUGGUUCUUCGUGGCCUGCUUUCUUCUCCAGCCAUGGACGAGCCAAUCAGAGCCUUGCUCGGAUGUCGAUGCUGAUACGAAGUCAUCCAGCGACUCGGAAACCUUUCAUCACUAUCUACAAAGGAUACGACUGCCACGACAAUACGCAGUGUAUUAUCUCCUCCCCGUGCUGAGCAUCAUAUGUAGUUGUUCACACGCUGAAAUGAUGGAUUUUCCAGCAAGUGACGUCGUUGAUUUCGUAAAGGGGUCUUUCUUUCGAAAAACAUUUGUUCCUCAGGGAGGUGUCAACCGCGUCCAAUCGACACUAUCCAAGGGAAUCGAAGACGUUCGCCUGGGAGCACGGGUUACCCAGGUGACUCGAGUCGACCAAGGCAUGCUCGUGCGCUGGGAACAAGCAAAGGACGGAAGAUCCUCUUCCUCGGAAGAGAUAUUUGAUCGCGUGGUGCUCGCUGUAUCUCCAAACGUUGCUGCCACCAUUUUCAGCCCGUCCAGAUCCACGCUGGGCGUGAUCCCAACGGCUCCCGUCACAAGCUCGAUCCUCGCCCCGCCUUCCGGGGGCGUAUCCCUUGCCCGCGGCGAGGGACAAACGCCGUCCGGAGAAUGCUCGUAUCGUGGGGGCGAUGCCCAGAUUAUGGAAUUCAGGACCGCCUUCCAUGGCGGCACUGCCCAGUCCGAGUCGUUCCAUUUCCUGCCCAGCGGAGUGGUCAUCAGGACAAGUCCUUCUGCCUGCAUUGCAGAAUCUAAGGGAAGCUUGCACACGUCAAAAUUCACCCGAACACUACGGACCAUACGGAGUAGGAGCAUGGUGGAAAGGGUGAUGGGCAAGGACACAUCGGCACAUGGCAGUGAGGAUGUGUGGGUGAACGGAAAGGAUAACGUGUGGAUUGUAGGCUCCUGGUGCUGGGAUGGCUUGGUUCUUUUGGAAGGGUGUGUCGUCUCGGCAAUGAAGGUCGCUGAGGAUUUUGGCGUCAGUAUUCCGUGGUCUGAGAAGCAGUAG